AUAAAAAGAUUUUCUCCAUAUCCUCAUGCUUGUGUUUGUUCUGAUUUCAGGGUACAUUCCCAGCUACCUCGAAAAGGAUGAGCCAUGUGUGGUGUGUGGCGACAAAGCCACAGGUUACCACUACCGCUGCAUUACCUGUGAAGGCUGCAAGGGUUUCUUUCGUAGGACCAUUCAAAAGAACCUCCACCCCACUUACUCCUGCAAAUACGAUGGCUGCUGCAUCAUCGACAAGAUCACCCGCAACCAGUGCCAGCUGUGCCGCUUUAAGAAGUGCAUCUCGGUGGGAAUGGCCAUGGAUUUGGUGCUGGACGACUCAAAGCGGGUGGCUAAACGGCGCCUUAUUGAGGAGAACAGGGAGAAACGCAAAAAGGAGGAGAUGGUGAAAUCCUUGCAGAGCCGUCCAGAGCCCACUGUGGACGAAUGGGACCUGAUCCGGCUGGUGACGGAGGCCCAUCGGCACACCAACGCUCAGGGCGCACAGUGGAAACAGAAGCGCAAAUUCCUGCCAGAGAAAAUUGGCCAGUCUCCGGUUGCCCCAACGUCAGACGGUGACAAAGUGGAUCUUGAAGCCUUCAGCGAGUUCACCAAGAUCAUCACCCCUGCCAUCACUCGCGUGGUUGAUUUUGCCAAAAAACUGCCCAUGUUCUCUGAGCUGCCUUGCGAAGACCAGAUCAUCUUAUUGAAAGGCUGCUGCAUGGAGAUCAUGUCGCUGCGAGCGGCCAUCCGCUAUGACCCGGAAAGCGAGACGCUGACGCUGAGCGGGGAGAUAGCUGUAAAGCGCGAGCAGCUGAAGAACGGAGGGCUGGGAGUAGUGUCUGACGCCAUCUUUGAUCUGGGCAAAAGCUUGGCACAGUUUAACCUGGAUGACACCGAGGUGGCGCUCCUACAGGCCGUGCUUCUCAUGAGCUCAGAUCGCUCGGGCCUGACUUGUGUGGACAAGAUAGAGAAAUGUCAGGAGACUUACCUGCUGGCGUUCGAGCACUACAUCAACUACCGCAAGCACAACAUUCCCCACUUCUGGCCCAAGCUCCUGAUGAAGGUGACUGACCUGCGGAUGAUCGGGGCAUGCCACGCCAGCCGCUUCCUUCACAUGAAGGUGGAGUGUCCCAACGAACUCUUCCCGCCGCUUUUUCUCGAGGUGUUUGAGGACCAGGAAGUGUGACACACGGAGUCGCUGCCAUUACCUAUGGGAAACAGAAAACGGGAGAUGGGCAAAAGCCUCGGAGACACAGGAAGAGUCUCACUGGCGGGAAUUUGCGUUUCUUCAACAUCAAAUUCACAGUUUGCGGUUUAAGAAAAACUGGUCGUAACACGAAAAAAAAAUAAAUAAACCCACACACACCAGCAUAAGGAGAACGGAACCAAUGCUCCUCCUUCUCUUUUUCUACACCUUCUCCUGUUUAAGAAUCGGUGUGGGGGCCCUUCUGUCUGAGCAGCAUCUUUCAUCCAGAAAGAGUUUUUGCCAUUUGCCAAGACACAUCCAAAAAACACACGACAACACUCACACUCAGAGCCACAGUUUCUUUCACCUCAGUUCUUCAGGGCAGCGUUGUUUGUGGGGGUCGGGUUCCCCUCCUUGUUUCCUUUUUUUUUUUUUUUUCUUGUAUGCUUCUUGCAGUGCUCACAUUUGAAGCAGCUUCCGAGCUGAUCAGGACCCUUACAGUAUUAUUUCUGAAAAAAGUGUUAAAACAGUCAUUCAGAAAAAAAAGGGGGGAAUGUCGAUGCUAUUUUACACAUUCUUGUAGGCAAUCAGCGAACACUGCAAGCAGAAACUAUUUUUUAUUUCUUUUCUCCCCCCCACAUUUUGCUGGUGUGCAACGGCGCCGAUGGAAGCAAACGCUACCAGACUGGGCAGCCUGUUACUCAACUCAAUCUGAGCCGUUACUGCUGUUGUUGUUGUUUUGUGAUGGAGCUGCUCCUCAUCCCACUGAAACUGGUGCUGUAUUUAUCUAAAAAAGGCUAGUUCAGUUUGAUUCAAUGAAAUCUACUGUCAGCCUUUAAACAGGAGGCAGACUGCAGCUCCAUAUCUACCUUCUUUUUUUAUUUUAUUUUUUGUCAUCGGACCUACUCCUGUGACUCAGACACACAGACAUGUGCAGGCAGUCCCUCUCACUGCCUAUGCAGCUUUCAUACCGUUGUAUGAAUGACAAUAAAGCGCUUCUCUCUCUGAGGAGUUACCACUCUGAAAGAAGGAAAGGGAAAACGAGACGGCAGGAAGAGGGCAUUCCCUUUGAGAAGCAUAUAAUAGGGGAGCGGAGACAGGAAGAGGAAGUGUGAUGUAAUACCCAGACUGGGGUCAGAAGUAAAUCUUCUACACCCCGUCUUCCUGUCUCGCUCUUCAUCUCACACAUAUUUACAUGGAAACAUACAACCUCACCUCAGUGUAACAUGAAUGCCUCAUUUUACUGUACACACUGCACUGCGGUGUCAAUAUAAAGCCCUAACCUGUAGGGUUUCUACAGGGAGAGUCCUCUCCUCAUGGACUCAGCUAAGCGUGGCCCCUCCAGGCUUACAUACACACUUGCCUUUUUUUAGAAAAAAAUUAAAAAGAGAAAAAAAAAAAAAAGUGAAAGAAAAAAAAAUGUAUGGGAGUCACUGAGAGCAGGUGAAAAGGCCAAGAAGGCUAACAUUUACCUCAAAAAAGCGGACACACCCCACUGUGUCAGGCACUACCUCACCUCUGUGGACACAGGGCAGCUGCCCACAGCCAGACAUACACCAUUCAAGUAGUUGCAUAUGCAGACUUAUAUAAAGACGUGCAUUUUUUUUUUGUUUUUUUUGUUUUUUAUUUGCCUAACAGCACAAAAAACACUCACAGAACACAAACAGACACACAUUCAACUCUCUCACUUGGUUCAAAUGAAAAACCAUUCAAAAAGACAGGAGGGCCGACCACCCUUCUCCAUCCUGCAGGGGGAGUGGUACCAAUGACAUGCAGAUCAUCUCUUCUGUUAUAUGGGACCAAGCAUCAUCCAUUUCUGUAAAAACAGGAAGUGACUUAUAGAAGCAGGAAGCGACGGACGAGACUCGGCCCCAGAACAACGCGCACCCCCCAAUGAAUUGGCAUGCAGAGAACAACCAUCUCCACACUAUCACAGCUCGUCCUGUAAUAUCUGCCACUGGAUAUUGAUGAAUAGAAGAUUUCUCUGAAUAUUGGGCAGCAGUUUAGAUUGGCAAUCAUGUGGAAAAAGAAAGCUUGCUUCACUGUCACUGCUAAAUAAUGCAUACUAACCAUUCAGAUAUUAGAAAAGCUUUAAAAACUUUAAAGUUUUAAAAUCACUUAAAUUCCAGCUAU
Molecule: messenger RNA, 3295 nt
Organism: Cyprinodon variegatus (sheepshead minnow)
Lineage: Eukaryota; Metazoa; Chordata; Actinopteri; Cyprinodontiformes; Cyprinodontidae
Product: thyroid hormone receptor alpha-B
Exons: 6
Coding region: 26-1162 (378 amino acids)
Biological process (GO): positive regulation of transcription by RNA polymerase II; negative regulation of transcription by RNA polymerase II; thyroid hormone receptor signaling pathway
Molecular function (GO): zinc ion binding; RNA polymerase II cis-regulatory region sequence-specific DNA binding; nuclear receptor activity
Source: RefSeq, a predicted model, not a curated record